Messenger RNA from Staurois parvus, 359 nucleotides. Lineage: Eukaryota; Metazoa; Chordata; Amphibia; Anura; Ranidae. The record is from the annotation of a GenBank genome assembly.
AUGGCAGGCAACAGUGUUAGUGCCUACAUGGAGCAGUGUGUGGUGAUGAAGUUUCUUGUGAACGAAGGUGUAAAACCCAAGGAGACAGAAGACUUCAAGCACAGUACGGUGAUGAGAUGCUCAGCUGCAAAAAGAAAUUCGAAUGGUGUAAACAUUUCAAAGAUGUCCAUACGUCCGUCAGGGAUGAUUCCGGCCGUGGUGGUUCCCAGCCCACAGCAGUCAUUCCUGUGAACAUUCAGCAGUUGGAAUGCCUGAUUCUGGAUAAUCGACGCAUGACCUGUCGUGAAAUUGCAUAAGAAAUAAAUCUUUCUUUGGACAGCAUUUCAGCACUUGUGACAAAGUGAAGCAGGCUGUUCUAG